AUGGCUACUACUGGUGUCUACUGGUAUCUUGUUUUGAUCAAAUGUUUGAGUCUUGUGGUAUCCAAUAUGGCAGUGCUUACUCAAACUUAUCCACCUUAUUCUCCUGUGUGUCCUCAUGACAGACUAGUUCUUUCUUGUGUAUUUCAUGGUACAGGAGAUGUAUACUGGCGAACAGAUAAUAAUCUUGCAUAUACUGGAGUGUUCAAUGGCAGUGUACGAUUACUGGGUAGUUUCUUAAUAUCUACUACAAGCAACAGUACUACAACAGUAAUUACUGCUACCAAUGAGUCUAUUCCAUUGUCCACUAAUGGAGUGACAGAUGCUACAACAUUACGUCCUCCUAUUGAGUAUUACAUUAUAAAUGUAUAUAUUACAACAAUUUGUAUUAAUAGUUGUUCUGUGUAUAGUUAUAAUGUAACUGAUACUAAUACUACUAUUACUGAACUAUCUCCUAUUAAUGAAUACUACACUGUUACUAUCAUACCUGUUAAUGUUAUUGGAUAUGGACCAUCAGUCACUGUUAAUGUCAGUAUAACUGCUACUACAUCAAGUACCACUAACAUUAUGAUGAGUACUACUGAAUUUAUCACAACACAAAAAAGAAGUUCAGUUAUGCCAACAAUAAUUACAAUAACUGAAACAAUCAGUAGUUGUGCUGACAGUUAUAUUUCAAUUGUGACAACAACUAUGUUACAAUCAACAAAUAUUGGAUCCAUUAGUGUUGCUAUUGCUGUACCUAUCACUGGUCUAUUAACUGGACUCAUUACUGCCAUAAUUACUAGUAUCAUUGUAUGUUUAAUAAUGAAAAAGAGAGGGACUACAAUACAAAAUAAAACUCCAUUAGGAGGAGGAGAUGCAGCAGUUAUUGUUCCAAUAUAUGAUUUACCAACAAUCAAUACUGAACAACAAGAACAAAUCAUUGAUACUAAACUUAACACUGCAUAUGGACAAACCAAUAUGUAAUGUAGUUCACAUUUAAAUGUAAAAUGAAAAU
Molecule: messenger RNA, 994 nt
Organism: Amphimedon queenslandica
Lineage: Eukaryota; Metazoa; Porifera; Demospongiae; Haplosclerida; Niphatidae
Exons: 6
Coding region: 1-963 (320 amino acids)
Source: RefSeq, a predicted model, not a curated record